Molecule: messenger RNA, 1111 nt
Organism: Rosa rugosa (rugosa rose)
Lineage: Eukaryota; Viridiplantae; Streptophyta; Magnoliopsida; Rosales; Rosaceae
Product: alpha-mannosidase I MNS4-like
Exons: 4
Coding region: 710-1111 (133 amino acids)
Biological process (GO): endoplasmic reticulum mannose trimming; mannose trimming involved in glycoprotein ERAD pathway; carbohydrate metabolic process
Cellular component (GO): membrane; endoplasmic reticulum
Molecular function (GO): mannosyl-oligosaccharide 1,2-alpha-mannosidase activity; calcium ion binding
Source: RefSeq, a predicted model, not a curated record
AGACUGCCCUAAUUACUAUUUGACAGCCUCCUUUUCCUCCUCUUCGUUCUACGCCUCCGACCAAAACUCUCAUCCUCUUGGUUCUUCGAAUCCAACCAGAACUUGACGCCUCGUCCUCCUUCUUUUUCGCGUCACACUAGCUCCUCUGCUCUAAGACAGUGAACAAGAUCGAAGAUCGAGGCCGCCGUUUCGGAGAAACUUUGAGCUUCUGAGUCAUAGGUAAUUCACGAAUCUGUUCAGUACAUGUCUUUGAAGGAUUUGUGAGUUCUGAAAUCACCGAUCUGAGCUUUUGUUUCUUAAUUUGCUUCCAAGGAUUUGUGUUUCAUCUACCAAGACAUUCUUCAUUGAGCUGGGCAAGUUCGAAGCUUGGUGACCAUGUAACUGGAGCUUUCUGGGCAUUCUUUAUCUCUGAUACUUGGAACCUCUUGCAAUUGCUUUGGACAAGUAGAAAUGGUCACAACAAGCUUAAGGAAAGGUACCUGUUUCCAUUUUCAGCAUUAUCUUUGAUAGGCUUGUAGACAAUGGUAGGUCUUACCAAGAGGCUACAAAUCUACUCCUUUUGGAUUAUGCAGAUGAUGGAUUUCGAACUCUAGCAUUUGCUUAUUGAAAACUUGACGCUGUCGAGUAUGAAAAAUGGAACUCAAUAUUUACUGAGACUAAGACCACAAUCGGUCCUGAGAGAUAAGAAGUACUAAUAGAUGCAUCUGAAAUGAUUGAAAAGGAUUUAAUUCUAUUAGGGGUUGCUGCUGUUGAAGACAAGUUACAAAAAGGGGCUGCUAUCAUGAAAUUUCCACAGAAUAAGACAGUAUCUGUUUUUGAGACUGCCAUCCGGGUCCUCGGGGGUUUGCUAUCCACACAUCUUAUAGCAAGUGAUUAUGCUAUGGGCAUGAGAAUUCCAACAUAUGACAACCAGUUGCUGAACUUAGCUGAGGAUCUAGGCCGACGAUUGUUACCUGCAUUCGACACUCCUUUAGGUGUACUGUACUUACUAGAUUACCCCUUGUUGUUUGAUGUACACAAAAGUCUAUGCAAGAUCUUUCAGGCUGAACUCUCAUUAUUUAGCAUUCUUUAUCACUCGCAAAGUCGCAAUGUUUCAGAGGAUUGCUCCUAA